Molecule: messenger RNA, 1132 nt
Organism: Gekko japonicus
Lineage: Eukaryota; Metazoa; Chordata; Lepidosauria; Squamata; Gekkonidae
Product: H-2 class II histocompatibility antigen, E-S beta chain-like
Exons: 5
Coding region: 1-870 (289 amino acids)
Biological process (GO): immunoglobulin production involved in immunoglobulin-mediated immune response; positive regulation of T cell activation; immune response
Cellular component (GO): MHC class II protein complex; membrane
Molecular function (GO): MHC class II protein complex binding
Source: RefSeq, a predicted model, not a curated record
AUGGGGCCUGGCCUGAUCCUGCUGGAGACGGUGCUGGUGCUGCUGCUGCUGCUGCUGGGGCCACCUCUGGUCACUGGAACCGAGAGUAGACUCCGCACCCCUCCCGCUGCCCACUUCCUCUACCAGGGCAAGGUGGAGUGCCGCUUCGCCAACGGGACGGCGGGGGAGGUCCGGUUCCUGGAGCGUGACUUCUGGGACCGGCAGGAGUGCGUCCGCUUCGACAGCCGCCUGGGGCGCUACCGGGCCAUCUCCGAGCUCUGCACGGACGACGAGCGGGACUACAACCGCGACCUGCAGUGGCUGGAGAACAGGCGGGCACAGGUGGACGCCUUCUGCCGCUACAGCUACCUGGUGAUGGAGACGGGGCGGUUUACCUCAGUGUCUGAGUCGCCCUCCAGUAGCAUGUAUACCUUCUUUGUGCCCACGGUGACGAUCUCCCCCACCAAGGGGGACCCCCUGGCCCACCACACCCUCCUGAUUUGCACCGCGGCUGGCUAUUAUCCCCAGGGGGUUAAGAUCACGUGGCUGAAGAACGGGCAGGAGCAGACGGCGGGGGUGGGGUACGCGGAGGAGCUCCAGAACGCGGACUGGACCUACCAGUACCAGGCGAUGCUGGAGACGGUGCCCCAGCGGGGAGACCUCUACGCCUGCCAGGUGGAGCACAGCAGCCGGAAGGAACCCAUCACCGUGCAGUGGGAGCCACAGACGUCGGACUCCGCCAGGAGCAAAGUGUGGACGGGGGCUGUGGGGGCUGUUCUGGGGCUGGUCUUUGUGGCCGUGGGACUUUAUCUGUACCUGAAGAGCAAGAAAGGUGAGGGGGAGGGGUUGGGGGCUGCAACUCCCCCUCCGGCUCUGGAAUCCGCCCAUUAAUUGGAUCGACUUGAGAUGGAGAAAUGAGGGGGCCCAGCCUCAAAAAGCUCUCACAUCUUUUUUUUUGGGGGGGGGUCUCUUCCCACCGUCUGUAUUGGGGACUGCGGGAGGACCCCCAACGGUCUUGGGAUACAGUCAAAUAUUUUAAUUUCUUUAGCAGUUUUGGCCAGACUCAGAACGCUAGAAAAAGUAUGGUGGAGGACAACUGAGAUGAUGACGGGGCUGGAGCAACUUUUCUGUGGGAAAAGGCUGAAGAGUGUGG